Messenger RNA from Penicillium verhagenii, 1281 nucleotides. Its product is annotated as sphingolipid delta(4)-desaturase family protein. Gene Ontology annotation, biological process: ceramide biosynthetic process. Gene Ontology annotation, cellular component: membrane. Gene Ontology annotation, molecular function: sphingolipid delta-4 desaturase activity. Bases 1 to 1281 code for a protein of 426 amino acids. The record is from RefSeq and is a predicted model, not a curated record. NCBI's taxonomy places the organism in Eukaryota, Fungi, Ascomycota, Eurotiomycetes, Eurotiales, Aspergillaceae. The transcript has 3 exons.
AUGUCUGCGGUUGUUGAAACCACCUCGCCUCACCUCCGGGUGUCGGCGAAGAAUAAAUCGUCUCAAUCCCAAUCCGAACCCUCUUCACGAGUCCCACCCCCGGAUGCCUCCACGGUCGAGGAUAAGUUCUUCUGGACCUACACUGAAGAGCCACAUCGGUCAAGGAGACAAGCAAUUAUCAAAGCCCAUCCAGAGGUGACCAAGCUCUGUGGCCCAGAGAGCCUCACCAAAUAUGUCGUCUUCGGUGUCGUGUCCCUCCAGCUUACCUGCGCAUACCUCCUCCGCAAUACCUCCAUGCUCGACUGGAAGUUCCUGGCUACUGCCUACGUGAUCGGAGCCACAUCAAACCAGAACCUGUUCCUUGCGAUCCAUGAGAUCUCUCACAACCUGGCCUUCCGGUCUCCGCUGGCCAACCGCCUACUGGCAAUCUUUGCCAACCUCCCUAUCGGAGUUCCAUACAGCGCAGCAUUCAGGCCCUACCACCUCACCCACCACAAAUCUCUGGGCGUAGCAGGUCUCGACACCGACCUCCCCACCGCAUUCGAAGCCUUCGUCCUCAACUCCGUCCUGGGCAAGACCUUCUUCUGCACAUUCCAAAUCCUCUUCUACGCCGUCCGCCCAAUGUUCAUCUACAGUCCCCCCUUCACCUCAAUCCACCUCAUCAACCUCGCCGUCCAGCUCUCAUUCGACUACUUCCUCGCCCGCUUCAGCGGCUCCCUAACCCCAAUCUUCUACCUGCUCGCCUCCUCCUUCCUCGCCGGCUCCCUCCACCCCUGCGCCGGCCACUUCAUCGCAGAGCACUACUUCUUCUCGCAAGUCAAAACCGGCGGCACAGAGUCCCUCGCCGACCUGAAGACCAAGCCCGCCGCAAAGACCACUGCGCCCCACCCGCUGGACGACCUCGCUCCCCCGGAGACAUACUCGUACUACGGCCCGCUUAAUAUCCUGACUUACAACGUGGGCUUGCAUAACGAGCACCACGAUUUCCCUGCUAUCCCGUGGACUCGAUUGCACAAGUUGAAGGAGAUUGCGUCCGAGUUCUACGAUCCCUUGCCUUGUCAUCGCAGCUGGGUGUGGGUUAUCUGGACUUUUAUUCUCGAUGAGAAUGUUGGGCUUUGGUGCCGUGUGAAGCGGGCGCAGGGCGGUCGCGUUGUUGGCGGUGGUGGAUCGGAGAAAAAGGAUACUUGGACUGGACGUGGUGGGGAGGGUAUCUCUGCUGCUUCUGCGGGUCCGCAGGGUGAGGAGGGUGAUGGGUGGAAGGAGAGUGAGAUUCAGUGCUAG